CCAAAAUCAUUUACAAACUAUAAAUACAAACAACACAAUUUCCCUUAUAUUUCAUCCCAACAUUCCAAUGGAUAUCACAACUUUUCUUAAAGAUAACAAUUUCUCCUCGCCUCUUCUCUUUUUCACCACAAUCUUUCUAGUUUUACUUGUACUAAAGCAAACAAAAUUGUUUUAUUACAAGAGUGAUGAAAACCUCCCACCAGGUCCAACAAAGUUGCCAAUCAUCGGAAACCUACAUCAACUGGGAGACAAACCUCAUGUUACGCUUGCCAAUCUGGCCAAAAGAUAUGGCCCACUCAUAUCUCUUCGCUUAGGCAAGCAACUUCUUGUGGUCGCCUCUACACCAGAGGCGGCCAAAGAAAUCCUCCAGACUCAUGAUCGCCUUCUUUCCGCUCGUAGUGUGCCUAGUGCAUUUCAACAACCAUCUCUAUUACCUCACUCCCUUAUGUGGAAUGAGUGCAACCAAACAUGGAAAACCCUAAGAACCCUUUGUCGAACCGAAAUGUUUUCGGUUAAAGCUUUAGAAUCCCAUUCGAGAUUACGAGAGGAAAACUUUGCUAAGUUGAUAGAUUUCUUACGUAAAAAGCAAGGGCAAGUGAUUAACAUGGAGGAUAUGAUUUUCACUACAUUGUUCAACACACUGACUUCCAUUAUCUUUGCCAAACAAUUUAUUGAUUUGGCUGACGAAAAUGAAACUCAUGAUUUGUUGAAGGAGACAAUAAAUAAAGUAAUCGAAUAUGCUGGUCGUUUUUUUGAAGGGUUUGAUCUUCAUGGAACAAGGAAAGGUGCCAUGAAAGAAUACAAGAAGAUCUUUGCAUAUUUGGAAGAUACAAUUGAGGAAAGACGAGCAUGUGUCAAUUCUUCAACAUGGUCAUCAGAAAAAGCCCAAUCUUUUUUGGACCGCUUGCUCGAAAAUGGAUUCUCAAACAACCAAAUAUAUCAACCGGUUUUGGAAUUAUUGGUAGCCGGAACAAAUACAACAACCACGACUGUGAUAUGGGCUAUGUCGGAGCUUAUACGAAACAAAGAUGUCAUGUCCAAAGUACAAAAAGAAAUAAAAAAUGAAAUAACCUCGGACCAAAUCACCAACUCUCAACUAUCUAAAUUAACUUAUCUACAAGCAUGCAUCAAAGAAACGUUCAGAUUACACCCGCCCGUGCCUCUUCUCCUUCCUCAUAAGGCGAUUGAAACGUGUGAGGUUAUGAACUACACAAUUCCUAAAAAUGCAAAAAUACAUGUGAACCUUUGGGCGAUGGGUCGAGACCCUAAUGUUUGGGACAACCCUUUAUCUUUCAAUCCCGAAAGAUUUAUGAACUCAAAAGUGGAUUUUAAAGGCCAAGACUUCGAGUUAUUGCCAUUUGGUUCGGGGAGGAGAGCAUGUCCUGGAAUGCCAUCCGGAAUCAAGAGCGUUGAAUCCGUGUUGGCGUAUUUGAUUCGUGAGUUCGAUUGGGACCUCCCAAACGGUGAUGAUCCAUCAAAGCUAGACAUGAAUGAAAGAUUUGGGCUAGCUUUAAAAAGGGAAAAGCCUUUGAUGCUAAUCUUUAAACAAAGAAAUUAAAAGCGAGUCCAUAUGCUUAGUUCAUAUGUUAAAGUCAAAGUCAAACAAUAAUAUAUGUUUAAUUAGUGUGUGUAGUUUAAAUUUGGAGAUUGGUGUAUGAUAAAUAAUAAUAUUUUUGUCACUUCGUUUUUUGUUA
This is a messenger RNA of Helianthus annuus (common sunflower), 1694 nucleotides long. RefSeq names its product probable (S)-N-methylcoclaurine 3'-hydroxylase isozyme 2. The record is from RefSeq and is a predicted model, not a curated record. NCBI's taxonomy places the organism in Eukaryota, Viridiplantae, Streptophyta, Magnoliopsida, Asterales, Asteraceae. Gene Ontology annotation, molecular function: monooxygenase activity; iron ion binding; oxidoreductase activity, acting on paired donors, with incorporation or reduction of molecular oxygen. The transcript has 2 exons. Bases 68 to 1558 code for a protein of 496 amino acids.